CGAUGGCACUUAGACCAAAAGAAAAGUGGUUUUUCACACUUCUGAUUACAGCUAUUUGCUACAGUGAGGGAAUUCCUAAUGGCCCCCAAAAUGGAUUUGAUGUACGUCUAGUGGAUGGUCCCAACAACUGCUCUGGGAGAGUGGAGGUGUUGUAUUCAGGCCAGUGGGGUACAGUGUGUGAUGAUGAUUGGGAUUUGAUGGAUGCAAAGGUGGUGUGCAGAGAGCUGGGCUGUGGAGAAGCUCUAGUGGCCCUGGGGGAGGCUCACUUCGGACAAGGAAGUGGGGAGAUCUGGUUAGAUGAUGUUAGCUGUACUGGGACAGAGGAGUCUCUGUUUGGGUGCAACUCUCGAAGAUUGGGGUCACACAACUGUGUACACUUUGAGGAUGCCGGGGUCAAAUGUGUGGGUCCAUCACUCCAAAAUGUCCAUUUUGAGAGAGUGCGCCUGGUUGACGGACCUAAUCUCUGCUCCGGGAGGGUGGAGGUACAUCAAGACGGGAGUUGGGCCACAGUGUGUGGCCGUAACUGGGGUUUACUUGAUGCCAAAGUAGUAUGCCGAGAGCUGAGUUGUGGACCUGCUCUGGAGGCUCAUCCUGAGGCUUUCUCUGGCAUGGGGACUGGUCCAAUCAUGGAGGUGGUGUGCAUAGGAAGUGAAAGGUCUCUACUUGAAUGCAGAUCACAAGAAAUUGGAAUAACUGACUGUAACCAUGGUGAAGCUGCCAUAUCAUGUAUGGGACUCCCAGGCAGAAACAUGAUGUCAGAUGGCCCGUUGAUCCGACUGAUGGCGGGUCCUGAUCAGUGUUCAGGAAGGGUCGAAGUGUAUCAUGCAGGCCAAUGGGGUACAGUGUGUGAUGACGACUGGGAUUUGAGGGAUGCAGAUGUGGUCUGCAGACAGCUAAACUGUGGGUUUGCAAGGGAAGCCCCUAAACAGGCAUGGUUUGGAAUGGGAAUUGGUAUUCCCAUUCUGCUAGACAACAUGGGUUGUGUUGGUGGAGAGGAUUCCAUCUUUGACUGCCAGUCCGAACCUGUAGGUCAGCACAACUGCAUGCACCAUGAAGAUGCAGGUGUUGUUUGUUCAGCUGGAUCUUCCAUCCGUUUGUCUGAUGGUCACAACAACUGCUCUGGGAGAGUGGAGGUGUUGUACUCAGGCCAGUGGGGUUCAGUGUGUGAUGAUGGCUGGGAUCUGCGGGAUGCCCAAGUGGUGUGCAGAGAGCUGGGCUGUGGAGAAGCUCUAGAAGCCCUUGGCCAAGCCAGGUUUGGUCAAGGUUCUGGACGUAUCAUUCUGGAUGACAUGCUUUGCAUUGGUACUGAGGAAUCACUCCAGGACUGCAGUGGAAGUGAACCAGGAGUGCAUAACUGUUUCCAUAGUGAGGAUGCAGGGGUUAUAUGUACAGAUACUUCCUUUGGCACCAGAGUGCGCGUGGUCAACGGCCACAACAACUGCUCUGGGAGAGUGGAGGUUUUGUACUCAGGCCAGUGGGGUUCAGUGUGUGAUGAUGGCUGGGAUCUGCAAGAUGCCCAGGUGGUAUGCAGAGAGCUGGGCUGUGGAGAAGCUCUGGAGGUCUCUGGAAUGGCCCAGUUUGGACAGGGGACUGGCUCCAUCACACUGGAUGACCUGGCCUGCUCUGGCUCUGAAAACUCUUUGCUGCAGUGUCCCCACAACGGACUGGGGAACCAUAACUGUGGCCACCAUGAAGAUGCUGGUGUCACUUGCACUGACAGUUUACCCAGAGUGCGCCUGGUCAACGGCCCCAACAACUGCUCUGGGAGAGUGGAGGUUUUGUACUCAGGCCAGUGGGGUUCAGUGUGUGAUGAUGGCUGGGAUCUGCAAGAUGCCCAGGUGGUAUGCAGAGAGCUGGGCUGUGGAGAAGCUCUGGAGGUCUCUGGAAUGGCCCAGUUUGGACAGGGGACUGGCUCCAUCACCCUGGAUGACCUGGCAUGCUCUGGCUCUGAAGACUCUUUGCUGCAGUGUCCCCACAACGGACUGGGGAACCAUAACUGUGGCCACCAUGAAGAUGCUGGUGUCACUUGCACUGACAGUUUACCCAGAGUGCGCCUGGUCAACGGCACCAACAACUGCUCUGGGAGAGUGGAGGUGUUGUACUCAGGCCAGUGGGGUUCCGUGUGUGAUGAUGGCUGGGAUCUGCAAGAUGCCCAGGUGGUAUGCAGAGAGCUGGGCUGUGGAGAAGCUCUGGAGGUCUCUGGAAUGGCCCAGUUUGGACAGGGGACUGGCUCCAUCACCCUGGAUGACCUGGCAUGCUCUGGCUCUGAAGACUCUUUGCUGCAGUGUCCCCACAACGGGCUGGGGAACCAUAACUGUGGCCACCAUGAAGAUGCUGGUGUCACUUGCACUGACAGUUUACCCAGAGUGCGCCUGGUCAACGGCCCCAACAACUGCUCUGGGAGAGUGGAGGUUUUGUACUCAGGCCAGUGGGGUUCAGUGUGUGAUGAUGGCUGGGAUCUGCAAGAUGCCCAGGUGGUAUGCAGAGAGCUGGGCUGUGGAGAAGCUCUGGAGGUCUCUGGAAUGGCCCAGUUUGGACAGGGGACUGGCUCCAUCACACUGGAUGACCUGGCCUGCUCUGGCUCUGAAGACUCUUUGCUGCAGUGUCCCCACAACGGACUGGGGAACCAUAACUGUGGCCACCAUGAAGAUGCUGGUGUCACUUGCACUGACAGUUUACCCAGAGUGCGCCUGGUCAACGGCACCAACAACUGCUCUGGGAGAGUGGAGGUUUUGUACUCAGGCCAGUGGGGUUCAGUGUGUGAUGAUGGCUGGGAUCUGCAAGAUGCCCAGGUGGUAUGCAGAGAGCUGGGCUGUGGAGAAGCUCUGGAGGUCUCUGGAAUGGCCCAGUUUGGACAGGGGACUGGCUCCAUCACCCUGGAUGACCUGGCAUGCUCUGGCUCUGAAGACUCUUUGCUGCAGUGUCCCCACAACGGACUGGGGAACCAUAACUGUGGCCACCAUGAAGAUGCUGGUGUCACAUGCACUGACAGUUUACCCAGAGUGCGCCUGGUCAACGGCACCAACAACUGCUCUGGGAGAGUGGAGGUGCUGUACUCAGGCCAGUGGGGUUCCGUGUGUGAUGAUGGCUGGGAUCUGUGGGAUGCCCAGGUGGUAUGCAGAGAGCUGGGCUGUGGAGAAGCUCUGGAGGUCUCUGGAAUGGCCCAGUUUGGACAGGGGACUGGCUCCAUCACACUGGAUGACCUGGCCUGCUCUGGCUCUGAAGACUCUUUGCUGCAGUGUCCCCACAACGGACUGGGGAACCAUAACUGUGGCCACCAUGAAGAUGCUGGUGUCACUUGCACUGACAGUUUACCCAGAGUGCGCCUGGUCAACGGCACCAACAACUGCUCUGGGAGAGUGGAGGUGUUGUACUCAGGCCAGUGGGGUUCCGUGUGUGAUGAUGGCUGGGAUCUACUGGGUGCCACGGCAGUGUGCAGAAGGCUGGGCUGUGGAGAAGCUCUGGAAGCCCCACACCAAGCCUGGUUUGGUCAGGGUUCUGGACCUGUCUUUCUAACUGACAUGCUUUAUUAUGGUACAGAGGGAUCAUUUCAGGAACAUAGCGGAAGUGGACAUGGGGUGCAUAACUGUGACCACGAUGAGGAUGCAGGGGUCAUCUGUACAGAUGGUUCCUUUGGCACCAGAGUACGCCUGGUCAACGGCCCCAACAACUGCUCUGGGAGAGUGGAGGUUUUGUACUCAGGCCAGUGGGGUUCAGUGUGUGAUGAUGGCUGGGAUCUGCAAGAUGCCCAGGUGGUAUGCAGAGAGCUGGGCUGUGGAGAAGCUCUGGAGGUCUCUGGAAUGGCCCAGUUUGGACAGGGGACUGGCUCCAUCACCUUGGAUGACCUGGCAUGCUCUGGCUCUGAAGACUCUUUGCUGCAGUGUCCCCACAACGGGCUGGGGAACCAUAACUGUGGCCACCAUGAAGAUGCUGGUGUCACUUGCACUGACAGUUUACCCAGAGUGCGCCUGGUCAACGGCCCCAACAACUGCUCUGGGAGAGUGGAGGUUUUGUACUCAGGCCAGUGGGGUUCAGUGUGUGAUGAUGGCUGGGAUCUGCAAGAUGCCCAGGUGGUAUGCAGAGAGCUGGGCUGUGGAGAAGCUCUGGAGGUCUCUGGAAUGGCCCAGUUUGGACAGGGGACUGGCUCCAUCACACUGGAUGACCUGGCCUGCUCUGGCUCUGAAGACUCUUUGCUGCAGUGUCCCCACAACGGACUGGGGAACCAUAACUGUGGCCACCAUGAAGAUGCUGGUGUCACUUGCACUGACAGUUUACCCAGAGUGCGCCUGGUCAACGGCACCAACAACUGCUCUGGGAGAGUGGAGGUUUUGUACUCAGGCCAGUGGGGUUCAGUGUGUGAUGAUGGCUGGGAUCUGCAAGAUGCCCAGGUGGUAUGCAGAGAGCUGGGCUGUGGAGAAGCUCUGGAGGUCUCUGGAAUGGCCCAGUUUGGACAGGGGACUGGCUCCAUCACCCUGGAUGACCUGGCAUGCUCUGGCUCUGAAGACUCUUUGCUGCAGUGUCCCCACAACGGGCUGGGGAACCAUAACUGUGGCCACCAUGAAGAUGCUGGUGUCACUUGCACUGACAGUUUACCCAGAGUGCGCCUGGUCAACGGCACCAACAACUGCUCUGGGAGAGUGGAGGUGCUGUACUCAGGCCAGUGGGGUUCCGUGUGUGAUGAUGGCUGGGAUCUGUGGGAUGCCCAGGUGGUAUGCAGAGAGCUGGGCUGUGGAGAAGCUCUGGAGGUCUCUGGAAUGGCCCAGUUUGGACAGGGGACUGGCUCCAUCACACUGGAUGACCUGGCCUGCUCUGGCUCUGAAGACUCUUUGCUGCAGUGUCCCCACAACGGACUGGGGAACCAUAACUGUGGCCACCAUGAAGAUGCUGGUGUCACUUGCACUGACAGUUUACCCAGAGUGCGCCUGGUCAACGGCACCAACAACUGCUCUGGGAGAGUGGAGGUGUUGUACUCAGAGGGAUCAUUUCAGGAACAUAGUGGAAGUGGACAUGGGGUGCAUAACUGUGACCACGAUGAGGAUGCAGGGGUCAUCUGUACAGAUGGUUCCUUUGGCACCAGAGUACGCCUGGUCAACGGCCCCAACAACUGCUCUGGGAGAGUGGAGGUUUUGUACUCAGGCCAGUGGGGUUCAGUGUGUGAUGAUGGCUGGGAUCUGCAAGAUGCCCAGGUGGUAUGCAGAGAGCUGGGCUGUGGAGAAGCUCUGGAGGUCUCUGGAAUGGCCCAGUUUGGACAGGGGACUGGCUCCAUCACCCUGGAUGACCUGGCAUGCUCUGGCUCUGAAGACUCUUUGCUGCAGUGUCCCCACAACGGGCUGGGGAACCAUAACUGUGGCCACCAUGAAGAUGCUGGUGUCACAUGCACUGACAGUUUACCCAGAGUACGCCUGGUCAACGGCACCAACAACUGCUCUGGGAGAGUAGAGGUGCUGUACUCAGGCCAGUGGGGUUCUGUGUGUGAUGAUGGCUGGGAUCUGUGGGAUGCCCAGGUGGUAUGCAGAGAGCUGGGCUGUGGAGAAGCUCUGGAGGUCUCUGGAAUGGCCCAGUUUGGACAGGGGACUGGCUCCAUCACACUGGAUGACCUGGCCUGCUCUGGCUCUGAAGACUCUUUGCUGCAGUGUCCCCACAACGGACUGGGGAACCAUAACUGUGGCCACCAUGAAGAUGCUGGUGUCACUUGCACUGACAGUUUACCCAGAGUACGCCUGGUCAACGGCACCAACAACUGCUCUGGGAGAGUGGAGGUGCUGUACUCAGGCCAGUGGGGUUCAGUGUGUGAUGAUGGCUGGGAUCUACUGGGUGCCACGGCAGUGUGCAGAAGGCUGGGCUGUGGAGAAGCUCUGGAAGCCCCACACCAAGCCUGGUUUGGUCAGGGUUCUGGACCUGUCUUUCUAACUGACAUGCUUUAUUAUGGUACAGAGGGAUCAUUUCAGGAACAUAGUGGAAGUGGACAUGGGGUGCAUAACUGUGACCACGAUGAGGAUGCAGGGGUCAUCUGUACAGAUGGUUCCUUUGGCACCAGAGUACGCCUGGUCAACGGCCCCAACAACUGCUCUGGGAGAGUGGAGGUUUUGUACUCAGGCCAGUGGGGUUCAGUGUGUGAUGAUGGAUGGGAUCUGCAAGAUGCCCAGGUGGUAUGCAGAGAGCUGGGCUGUGGAGAAGCUCUGGAGGUCUCUGGAAUGGCCCAGUUUGGACAGGGGACUGGCUCCAUCACACUGGAUGACCUGGCCUGCUCUGGCUCUGAAGACUCUUUGCUGCAGUGUCCCCACAACGGACUGGGGAACCAUAACUGUGGCCACCAUGAAGAUGCUGGUGUCACUUGCACUGACAGUUUACCCAGAGUGCGCCUGGUCAACGGCACCAACAACUGCUCUGGGAGAGUGGAGGUUUUGUACUCAGGCCAGUGGGGUUCAGUGUGUGAUGAUGGCUGGGAUCUGCAAGAUGCCCAGGUGGUAUGCAGAGAGCUGGGCUGUGGAGAAGCUCUGGAGGUCUCUGGAAUGGCCCAGUUUGGACAGGGGACUGGCUCCAUCACCCUGGAUGACCUGGCAUGCUCUGGCUCUGAAGACUCUUUGCUGCAGUGUCCCCACAACGGGCUGGGGAACCAUAACUGUGGCCACCAUGAAGAUGCUGGUGUCACUUGCACUGACAGUUUACCCAGAGUGCGCCUGGUCAACGGCACCAACAACUGCUCUGGGAGAGUGGAGGUGCUGUACUCAGGCCAGUGGGGUUCCGUGUGUGAUGAUGGCUGGGAUCUGUGGGAUGCCCAGGUGGUAUGCAGAGAGCUGGGCUGUGGAGAAGCUCUGGAGGUCUCUGGAAUGGCCCAGUUUGGACAGGGGACUGGCUCCAUCACACUGGAUGACCUGGCCUGCUCUGGCUCUGAAGACUCUUUGCUGCAGUGUCCCCACAACGGACUGGGGAACCAUAACUGUGGCCACCAUGAAGAUGCUGGUGUCACUUGCACUGACAGUUUACCCAGAGUGCGCCUGGUCAACGGCACCAACAACUGCUCUGGGAGAGUGGAGGUGUUGUACUCAGAGGGAUCAUUUCAGGAACAUAGUGGAAGUGGACAUGGGGUGCAUAACUGUGACCACGAUGAGGAUGCAGGGGUCAUCUGUACAGAUGGUUCCUUUGGCACCAGAGUACGCCUGGUCAACGGCCCCAACAACUGCUCUGGGAGAGUGGAGGUUUUGUACUCAGGCCAGUGGGGUUCAGUGUGUGAUGAUGGCUGGGAUCUGCAAGAUGCCCAGGUGGUAUGCAGAGAGCUGGGCUGUGGAGAAGCUCUGGAGGUCUCUGGAAUGGCCCAGUUUGGACAGGGGACUGGCUCCAUCACCCUGGAUGACCUGGCAUGCUCUGGCUCUGAAGACUCUUUGCUGCAGUGUCCCCACAACGGGCUGGGGAACCAUAACUGUGGCCACCAUGAAGAUGCUGGUGUCACAUGCACUGACAGUUUACCCAGAGUACGCCUGGUCAACGGCACCAACAACUGCUCUGGGAGAGUAGAGGUGCUGUACUCAGGCCAGUGGGGUUCUGUGUGUGAUGAUGGCUGGGAUCUGUGGGAUGCCCAGGUGGUAUGCAGAGAGCUGGGCUGUGGAGAAGCUCUGGAGGUCUCUGGAAUGGCCCAGUUUGGACAGGGGACUGGCUCCAUCACACUGGAUGACCUGGCCUGCUCUGGCUCUGAAGACUCUUUGCUGCAGUGUCCCCACAACGGACUGGGGAACCAUAACUGUGGCCACCAUGAAGAUGCUGGUGUCACUUGCACUGACAGUUUACCCAGAGUACGCCUGGUCAACGGCACCAACAACUGCUCUGGGAGAGUGGAGGUGCUGUACUCAGGCCAGUGGGGUUCAGUGUGUGAUGAUGGCUGGGAUCUACUGGGUGCCACGGCAGUGUGCAGAAGGCUGGGCUGUGGAGAAGCUCUGGAAGCCCCACACCAAGCCUGGUUUGGUCAGGGUUCUGGACCUGUCUUUCUAACUGACAUGCUUUAUUAUGGUACAGAGGGAUCAUUUCAGGAACAUAGUGGAAGUGGACAUGGGGUGCAUAACUGUGACCACAAUGAGGAUGCAGGGGUCAUCUGUACAGAUCACAAGUGGGUUAAUUGUUUUCAUAAAUUUUCUGGGGGUUUCAAUACAGAUGGUUCCUUUGGCACCAGAGUACGCCUGGUCAACGGCCCCAACAACUGCUCUGGGAGAGUGGAGGUUUUGUACUCAGGCCAGUGGGGUUCAGUGUGUGAUGAUGGAUGGGAUCUGCAAGAUGCCCAGGUGGUAUGCAGAGAGCUGGGCUGUGGAGAAGCUCUGGAGGUCUCUGGAAUGGCCCAGUUUGGACAGGGGACUGGCUCCAUCACCCUGGAUGACCUGGCAUGCUCUGGCUCUGAAGACUCUUUGCUGCAGUGUCCCCACAACGGACUGGGGCACCAUAACUGUGGCCACCAUGAAGAUGCUGGUGUCACAUGCACUGACAGUUUACCCAGAGUGCGCCUGGUCAACGGCACCAACAACUGCUCUGGGAGAGUGGAGGUGUUGUACUCAGGCCAGUGGGGUUCCGUGUGUGAUGAUGGCUGGGAUCUACUGGGUGCCACGGCAGUGUGCAGAAGGCUGGGCUGUGGAGAAGCUCUGGAAGCCCCACACCAAGCCUGGUUUGGUCAGGGUUCUGGACCUGUCUUUCUAACUGACAUGCUUUAUUAUGGUACAGAGGGAUCAUUUCAGGAUUAUAGUGGAAGUGGACAUGGGGUGCAUAACUGUGACCACGAUGAGGAUGCAGGGGUCAUCUGUACAGAUCACAAGUGGGUUAAUUGUUUUCAUAAAUUUUCUGGGGGUUUCAAUACAGAUGGUUCCUUUGGCACCAGAGUACGCCUGGUCAACGGCCCCAACAACUGCUCUGGGAGAGUGGAGGUUUUGUACUCAGGCCAGUGGGGUUCAGUGUGUGAUGAUGGCUGGGAUCUGCAAGAUGCCCAGGUGGUAUGCAGAGAGCUGGGCUGUGGAGAAGCUCUGGAGGUCUCUGGAAUGGCCCAGUUUGGACAGGGGACUGGCUCCAUCACCCUGGAUGACCUGGCAUGCUCUGGCUCUGAAGACUCUUUGCUGCAGUGUCCCCACAACGGGCUGGGGAACCAUAACUGUGGCCACCAUGAAGAUGCUGGAGUCACCUGCAGUGUUUAAUAAUAGUAUUUUAAAAUCCUUUAGAUCAUUUAAGUUUACAAUGAUGAGUCACACUACUGAAAAAGGCAAUUCAUUUGAGAAAGCAUGUACUUUCCUGACAAUGACACCCUGUUAAGAUCCAUAUCCUGACUAUAUAGGUGUUUUUUGAUUGCAUUACCACACCUCCUGUAUUCACCCUUUUCUUAACUUGUAUUUGAGGGCAAUAGUCUCUGUUUUAGUACAAGAAUAUGAAUUUGAAUGCCUUGUCUUUGAAUAAAAAUUAAAUAGCA
Osmerus eperlanus (European smelt) is the source of this 9436-nucleotide messenger RNA. RefSeq names its product deleted in malignant brain tumors 1 protein-like. The record is from RefSeq and is a predicted model, not a curated record. Gene Ontology annotation, biological process: zymogen activation. Bases 3 to 9167 code for a protein of 3054 amino acids. Lineage: Eukaryota; Metazoa; Chordata; Actinopteri; Osmeriformes; Osmeridae. The transcript has 35 exons. Gene Ontology annotation, cellular component: plasma membrane. Gene Ontology annotation, molecular function: serine-type endopeptidase activity.